AGCGCUCAAGCCAAUCAGCGGAGACUUUGCUUUUCUGGACGGCCGCUUAUUGGCUGGCAAUUCCGAGCCCGUUCUGCUGUCCAUAUUGGCUAUUGUCGCUGUCAGUCAGGGCCAUGGUCGAACCUUGCCCCGCUCUUUGUCUGUGUAAGCUCCUGUUGUCUGGGAGAGUGGCGGAGGCGCUGCUGUAGAUUGGUCCCUGGGAGAAACCUCUGGUCCGUUCCUAUUGGCCCGUCUGCCGGCGGGCGUCGCUGAUUGGUAGGAUCGAGCAAUCUGGGUGCUAGUUGGCAGAGCUCUCCCCGGAUGGAAGCUCCGGCCGCGGAGUGAUGGUGGCGGCAGCGAAGAUGGGCCGGGGAGGGACCAUGGCGGUGGCGGCAGAAGUGGCAGGGGCGGGGCGCCUGGCGAUAGAGGAGGCUGUGGUCUACCGGGGGCUGUAGGUGGAGGCAUGGCUCAGGCCAGCAGCGGGAACGGCAGCGAGGAGGCCUGGGGGGCACUUCGCGUGCCGCAACAGCAGAGUCCAGCAGCGUCUUCUCUUGAGGGAGCAAUUUGGAGAAGAGCUGGAACCCAGACUCGCGCCCUGGAUGCCAUCCUUUAUCAUCCACAGCAAUCCCAUCUGCUUCGAGAGCUCUGCCCAGGAGUGAACAACCAGCCCUACCUCUGUGAGAGUGGUCACUGCUGCGGGGAGACGGGCUGCUGCACCUACUACUAUGAGCUCUGGUGGUUCUGGCUGCUCUGGACUGUCCUCAUCCUCUUUAGCUGUUGUUGCGCCUUCCGUCAUCGACGAGCUAAACUACGGUUGCAGCAACAGCAGCGCCAGCGCGAGAUCAACUUGUUGGCCUACCACGGGGCAUGCCAUGGGGUUGGCCCUGUCCCUACCGGUUCACUGCUUGACCUUCGCCUCCUCAGCACCUUCAAACCCCCAGCCUAUGAGGAUGUGGUUCACCGCCCCGGCACACCGCCGCCUCCUUACACUGCAGCCUCAGGUUGCCCCUUGACUGCUUCCAGUGACUGCACCUGCUGCUCCUCUGCUUCUAGCUGCCCUGCCCACUGCGAGGGAACAAAUGUGGAAGGUGUUUCCUCCCACCAGAGUGCACCCCCUCAUCAGGAGGGUGAGCCUGGGGCUGGGGUGAGCCCUGCCCCCACACCCCCUUCUUGCCGCUAUCGCCGCCUGACUGGUGACUCAGGUAUUGAGCUCUGCCCUUGUUCUGACUCCAGUGAGGGCAUGCCAGUCAAGGAGGCUAGGGCUAGUGCCACCCCACCAGAUCUGGAGGACACUUGUGUGCUGCCCCUCGAUCCUAUACCCCACGUCUCUCCUGUGGGGCUAGCUUCCAGUGAAGGGGACAUCCCAUAAACAGUUUUGGGAGGGUGGGUGAAUUCCUUGCCCACUAGAAACAGCCUGGGGCCCAAAUCCUUGAAUUCUUCUUGGCCUCUCCCGCCAUCUCGAAUCUUCCUGAAAGGGGUGGAGUCCUGAGGAAGAGUGGCAGUGUUUGGGGGACUGUGCUAGCUCUACCCCCAAAAAACAUACACAGGAGCCUUUGAUCUCAUUAAAGAGAUGUGAACCAGC
Molecule: messenger RNA, 1561 nt
Organism: Lontra canadensis (Northern American river otter)
Lineage: Eukaryota; Metazoa; Chordata; Mammalia; Carnivora; Mustelidae
Gene: WBP1
Product: WW domain binding protein 1
Exons: 5
Coding region: 443-1348 (301 amino acids)
Molecular function (GO): WW domain binding
Source: RefSeq, a predicted model, not a curated record